Messenger RNA from Cercopithifilaria johnstoni, 861 nucleotides. NCBI's taxonomy places the organism in Eukaryota, Metazoa, Nematoda, Chromadorea, Rhabditida, Onchocercidae. The record is from the annotation of a GenBank genome assembly.
AUGUAUGCUAAGAGUAGAGGAAAUUUAUUGCAGAAGAAAAUAUCGAAAUGCGUUCAAUUGGAAUUUGGGGAGAAUAUAUUGGAUGUUAAGUUAAAUAACGCUAUGGUUGAUCUUUGUAUUUCUGCAUCAGUGUUUCUAUUGAAAACGCAAAGUUGUCGAUCAAUAAGUAGGAAGAUUCCGCCACCUGGAAAACCACCAAUUUGCCCUCCUGCUAAAAGAGUAUUGUAUCAUGUUGUGCAUCAUCGCUGGAUGAGACCAGAUGUUGUCAAAGAAUUGUUAUGGCGUCGACAUGUUUACAACAAUGCUAUAGUGUCAUUACGUAAAUUAUUCAAAGAAGAAUCUGCUAAAAACAGUUAUGAAGAUAUGAUAGCUGAAGGAGCACGGAAAGAGAAUGAAGAAUUCGAGCAUUUAUUAGCGUUAAAUGAAGAGAGGAAUCGAAAAUCAGCAGAGAAAAGGACUAGGCGUGAGGAAGAAGAACUGGAACGAAUGGAAUCCGAGUAUUUGAAAAGUAUUGAGAAAGAGCUGGAAAGAAGAGAAACAAAUGUAAAACAAAGGAUGAAGGAAGUGCUUCAGAUGGUUGAGCGGAGCAAGCAUUUCAUAACUGAUGAAAAUCUGGAUGAGAAACUGGAGGAAGCUUUAGAUAAUCCAGUCGUUUAUGAUUAUGCGAUAGAUUUGCAAGGUAAUAGGUAUUAUGUACCAGUGCCAGAAAAAUAUAUCAAAGGUACGCCUCCUCGUCAAAAGGGGCGCAUGUACGAUAUUACUUUGGGUACUGAACAUUAUAGUAAGCUGGUGCCGUUCUCUGCUGAUUCCAGUAGGAGCACUCAAAAAGAAGACUUUAAACAAAAGCAACAGCAAAGCUAG